This is a messenger RNA of Trichosurus vulpecula (common brushtail), 653 nucleotides long. RefSeq names its product protein S100-A9-like. The transcript is spliced from 3 exons. Gene Ontology annotation, molecular function: calcium ion binding. Bases 64 to 417 code for a protein of 117 amino acids. Gene Ontology annotation, biological process: endothelial cell migration. The record is from RefSeq and is a predicted model, not a curated record. Lineage: Eukaryota; Metazoa; Chordata; Mammalia; Diprotodontia; Phalangeridae. Gene Ontology annotation, cellular component: cytoplasm; extracellular exosome.
CUCUGUGAAGAAGCCAGCUCUCCUCCAGCCUGCUCUCUGACCGAGAGACCAAGGUCAACUAUCAUGACGCAACAGUGUACAUUGAAAAAUGCUCUGCAAACCUUCGUUGAUACCUUCCACAAAUACUCCGUAAAGUAUGAAGACAGAGAUGCCCUGAACUGCAAGGAAAUGAAGCAGCUGUUGAACAAGGAGAUGCCGAACUUCAUCAAGAACUCCAAGGAGCUGAAGGACAUCCCAAAUCUCAUGAUCGAGCUGGACACAAAUCUAGAUAAGGAGCUUAGCUUCAAUGAAUUCUCUGUGAUGUUAGCACGUGUGAUCCUGGAAUCCCAUGAAAAGAUGCACGAGGAUAACCCUUUGACAAAAGGCCACCACCAUGGGCCUGGCCUUGAGGGGGGUCCAAAGCAGAAAGGGAAGUGACAUAGUGGGCGAUAGCACUGAUGGGAAAGAAGAACAAUUUCCCUCCCCUUCACAUUCAUCUUUCCCUCCCCUGCCCAUAUCCCUUCCCUGCCCAUAUCCCACCCCCAACAAAGAAGUGUUUCGACUACAUAGAGCCAAAAGAGGGAGGGCAAAAAAAAAUAGAGAAGGGGGUGCUGGUGUCCUGAUAACCUUAGCAAUAUGAUUGGGGACAAUAAAGAUUUUCUUUGAGCCAUUGA